CAAGUGUAUGUUUUAUUUUAUUUUAAGAAUUGGUGACGUACAGUGUGUGCGGCGGAGUUUGUUGCAAUAAUGGAGUUCGGCGAAUUUUGCAUUACGCGCUGUCUACGUCAUCCAUGGUCACGGGUGUGUUAUUGGAAGAUUCGGUACGAACUGCCGGCCAAGACCCCUUCCUGAUCCCAACGUCGGCUGGAUUCUCUCAGCCGUGAUUUGGGCUUCUUGCCCUGCUUUUACGACGUCAACGCUGGCUUGGGUGGCCACCAAACAAUUAAUGACCUUACCGUAUACGAAUGGUCAGGGAGGCAACAGUGGCUCGGAAACCAUCGACAAGUUUCACGAGGCAUUCACGUGGAUUUUCCCUGUGGAUGAUCAUUUUAUGGACCCACUUGUGAUGUUGCAGGUUUGGGACAACGUGGAGGCAUUGAAAGGACGCAAGAACGGAUUGUACCAUGAGACUGGCGACAGAUGGGAAGUGUUACGAGCCACCACCUCGUCUACCAAUUAG
Molecule: messenger RNA, 502 nt
Organism: Notodromas monacha
Lineage: Eukaryota; Metazoa; Arthropoda; Ostracoda; Podocopida; Cyprididae
Source: the annotation of a GenBank genome assembly